Messenger RNA from Toxotes jaculatrix (banded archerfish), 2169 nucleotides. RefSeq names its product NADPH oxidase, EF-hand calcium binding domain 5 (gene nox5). NCBI's taxonomy places the organism in Eukaryota, Metazoa, Chordata, Actinopteri, Toxotidae. The coding region runs from base 4 to 2169 and encodes 721 amino acids. Gene Ontology annotation, biological process: superoxide anion generation; defense response. The transcript has 15 exons. Gene Ontology annotation, molecular function: calcium ion binding; superoxide-generating NAD(P)H oxidase activity. Gene Ontology annotation, cellular component: plasma membrane; NADPH oxidase complex. The record is from RefSeq and is a predicted model, not a curated record.
ACCAUGAGCCUGGACGAGGACGCUCGCUGGCUGGAGUGGGUCACCAAACAGUUUGAGAGCAUCGCAGGAGAUGACAAAGAGAUCGACCUCGAUGAGUUUAAAACAGCCCUCAAGGUCAAAGAGUCUUUCUUUGCAGAGCGUUUCUUCGCUCUGUUCGACUCGGACGGCAGCAGCUCCAUCAGUCUGGACGAGCUGCUGAAAGCUCUGGACCUCCUCAUCCACGGCAGCGAAACCGACAAGCUCAAGUUCCUGUUUCAGGUCUACGAUGUGGACGGCAGCGGUUCUAUCGAUCCGGACGAGCUGAGGACAGUUCUGAAGUCGUGUCUGCGUGAGAGCGCCAUCUCUCUGCCGGAGGAGAAGCUGGACGACCUGACGCUGGCUCUGUUCGAGUCGGCCGAUAAAGACAACAGCGGCUCCAUCACCUUCGAGGAGCUCAAAGCUGAGCUGGAGACCUUCCCGGAGGUGAUGGAGAACCUCACCAUCAGUGCUGCGAACUGGCUGAAGCCUCCCGAUGUGGAUCAGAAGAAGCGUCAGACUCCUCGGUACCUGACCCGAGCCUACUGGCACAACAACAGUCGUAAGCUGCUCUUCCUGUGUAUGUACGCCUGCCUCAGCCUGCUGCUGUUCAUCGGAGCCAUGCUGCAGCACAGCCACGGGGGGGCCUGGUACAUGGUGGCCAAGGGCUGCGGACAGUGUCUCAACUUCAACUGCACCUUCAUCAUGGUGCUGAUGCUGCGUCGCUGUUUAACGUGGCUGAGGGCGACGUGGGUGGUGAGGGUCUUACCUCUGGACCAGAACAUCUUACUGCAUCAGAUCGUGGGCUACGCCAUCCUGUGCUACACGUUGGUUCACACCACCGCUCACAUCUUCAACUUCGGUACACACACACACACACAGCACAGUGAGUACAGUCUGUGGGAGUACCUGCUGACCACUCGGCCGGGGAUCGGCUGGGUGAAGGGAACGGCCUCGGUGACCGGAGUGGUUCUGCAGGUCGUGAUCUGCCUCAUGGUGCUCUGCUCCAGCACGUUCGUACGACGCAGCGGACACUUUGAAGUGUUUUACUGGUCUCACCUGUCCUACGUGUGGGUCUGGUCUCUGCUCAUGGUUCACUGUGCAAACUUCUGGAAGUGGUUUGUGGUUCCAGGUCUGGUUUUCCUGCUGGAGAAGAUUGUGGGAAUUGCUGUUUCCCGUAUGGGGGGUCUUUACAUCGUGGAGGUCAACCUGCUGCCGUCCAAGGUGACUCAUCUGGUGAUCAAACGUCCCCAGUUCUUCCAUUUCAAACCUGGAGACUACGUCUACAUCAACAUCCCUGUGAUAGCCAAGUACGAGUGGCAUCCAUUCACCAUCAGCAGUGCUCCAGAACAGUCAGACACUCUGUGGCUGCACGUCCGCUCCAUGGGUCAGUGGACCAACCGGCUGUACGAGUACUUCAGGCAACCAGAGAGUCAGACGGUCAGUCCCAAGAGACUGGCCACCAGCCUGAGGAACCGCAGACAGCUGCUUAAGGCCCAGAGUUCUGCCAAGUUUGGUGAAAACCACAGGUUCUGCAACAUCAAGUGUUACGUGGACGGACCAUACGGGACUCCAACAAGACAGAUCUUUGCCUCUGAACACGCUGUCCUGAUCGGGGCCGGCAUCGGGAUCACACCCUUCGCAUCCAUCCUGCAAAGCAUCAUGUACCGAUACCGCCGCAGGAAGCAGAACUGUCCCAACUGUAACUACUCCUGGUGUGAAAACAUUAAAGACAGCGACAUGAAGUUACGCAAAGUGGACUUCAUCUGGAUCAACAGAGACCAAAAGUCGUUUGAAUGGUUUGUUAGUCUACUGACCAAACUGGAGAUGGACCAGGCCGAUGAGGAGCCAGAAGGCCGAUUCCUGGAGAUGCACAUGUACAUGACAUCAGCUCUCAGUAAGAACGAUAUGAAGGCCAUCGGCCUGCAGAUGGCGCUGGACCUCCUGGCCAAGAAGGAGAAGAGAGACUCCAUCACUGGACUGAGGACCAGAACCCAGCCUGGAAGACCUGAAUGGGGGAAGGUGUUUCAGAAAGUGUCUGAGGAGAAGAAAGGGAAGGUCCACGUGUUUUACUGCGGCUCUCCAGCUCUGGCUAAGGUCAUCAAAGCUCAGUGUGAACACUUCGGCUUCAACUUCUACAAGGAAAACUUCUGA